ACUUCAGUUAAUAGUCGUUUCAAUUUCCUUUCUCCCUCCUUCCUACCGACUACCGACUGCACUUUCUCUUUCUAGAAAUUCUCUCUCUACACAUCCCCACGAGAAAAACGAAGAAGUAAUUCCAGAUUUCAUCCACACAUAUCUUAGUUAUUUCGAAUUUGAUAGCUGAAUUGGAGGAUUCUCGGGGGGUGAAACGCUGUGUUCGUUUGUUUCGUGUUCCGGUGAAAUUUGAAUUUCGUUUAGUUCAAAGAUUAUGGACAUGAUGUCAAUGGAGGAAUCAUGCGCCUUACAUAUGGGAGUUUCAAGCCGCUAUGAAGUUCAAGUUGCCACCGAUCGAAUACGUGUUGAAGUUUUGAGGAUACAGCAAAAUAAACCGUUUACGCCUCGUUGUUGUAAGUUUAAGCGUUACUGAAAGUUUCUAGGGUUUCGUUUUGGGGGAAAACUUUUUUUGUUGAAUAAGAGAAGUUUUUUCUUGUGUUUUGGUGCAAUUUAUUGCUGUUACUGCGUGGAACUUUGGUGGAAUUGAAUUAUUGGUUGAUUGAGCUCUGUGGAUUAUCUUACGAAAAAAAAAAGUAAUAUAUCCUGGUGUGGGAAAUUCUGUUGUUGAAAUUUGUUGAAAGCCUAUGACUGUGUUACCGGAAUAUAGCUUUUAUGGAUUCAACUCCAGCGUACAUGAAUGAUUGGCUUGCUGCUUUCAUGGUGUUAGUAUCUUAAUUUUAAGACUGCUUGUAGGUGAAAAUAAAAUAAAAAAUAUCAUAUAAUUUAGUUUGCUUAGGAGGUGUUGAAGAAGUUUGAGAGAUCGAGUUGUAUCAAUUAGUAAUGGCGGGAAGGAGAGAAGUUGGAUUCGCAAAGGCAAACGGUGUUAAUUUGAAGGAGCAAUUGGCUAUGGCAACACUUCGCAACGUGAGGCUUCAAGGGCAUACUUAUGUUGAUCUGAGGAGAGAUGGGAAAAGGUCAAUUUUCUUUUGUACUCUGUGUUUGGCACCAUGCUAUAGCGAUUCUAUCUUGUAUAGUCAUCUAAAAGGUAAUCUACAUUGUGAAAGGCUUACUGCUGCUAAGGCUACUUUGUUGAAAUCGAAUCCGUGGCCUUUUGAUGAUGGCGUUCUCUUCUUUGGUGUCACUUCAGAACAAGAUACAGUAGUAUCUGUACCAAAGCAUGAUAGUAUUCAACUGCUAGACAACAUUUGUGAGAAUGAUGAUAGAGCCGUGGUCCCUUAUCAUGAAUCUGUGGAUUCCAGUGGCAAUGGCCACGCAUCUAAUGGUGAAGUUGGCUUUCGCAAGAAUCCUGGUUGUGUUCUUGCUGAAAACAUUUCUCGCACUACUUGUAUGCAAAAUUUGGUUGAUGAUAUUGUAAGUCCGUUGGUUAUUCCAGAUGUACUGUGCAAAAAUGGACUGUCUCAGUUGGAAGUGACCUGUUUUGGUGUUGCACAAAUUGCUGCUCGAUUCUGUAAGAAGGAUGGAAGUUUAAGUAACAUUCGUAAAAUAUGGUGCGAGUGGCUAGGAAGAGGUAGCUAUGAAAGUGAGGAUACCCUAACAGUUCUGGAACAUGAUUUUGCUAUAGUUACAUUUUCUUAUAACUAUAACGUUGGCAGAAAAGGGUUGUUUGAUGACAUAAAGUUUUUGCUUCCAUCAAGUCCUCAUUCAGAACUUGAGGAGAAUACUGCAACUAUGAAUAGAAAGAGGAAGUCAUCUUCUGAUCCGGAAGAUUUUAGUGAGUCUUUGACUGGUCAGUAUGACUCGUCUGGCGAAGAAUCUGAGUCUUCAAAUUCUAACAAAAGAAUGCUCUUGGAAGGGUGUGAUGAUCAACUUCUGUAUCGUAGAGUUUUAUCUAGUAAAAGCAUGAGGAGAGAGUUGAGGCAACAACAGCAAGCAGCUUCGGAGAGAAUGUGUGAUAUUUGUCAGCAGAAGAUGCUCCCCAGCAAAGAUGUGGCUGCUCUUUUGAAUAGAAAGACUGGAAAGCUUGCAUGCAGCAGUAGAAAUUCUACUGGAGCAUUUCAUGUAUUUCAUGUUUCCUGCCUCAUUCAUUGGAUACUGCUGUGUGAGAUGGAAAGUUACGAAAAGCAGUUGAAUGCACCCAAACCGAAGCGAAGAUCUAGGCGAAAGGUUGGAAGUAAACUAAGUGAAGCAGGGAAGACCGUCGUGACAAAGCAAGUAUUUUCCUCAUUUUGCCCAGAGUGCCAGGGCACUGGUGUGACCAUUGACGGUGAUCAACUGGAGAAACCGACUGUGCCUCUUUCUGAGAUAUUCAAGUACAAAAUUAAAGUAAGUGAUGGUUGCCGAGCAUGGAUGAAAAGUCCGGAGUUGUUGCCUAAUUGUUCAACUGGAUUUUGCUUUCCUGACCAGUCCGAAGACACGCUUGAGGUUUGGUAUUUUUGGAGUUAGUUGCCUUUUGUGAAGCUGUUGAAGGACAGCAUUUUUUCAUUUUGAUUUAUGCUUGUCUUGGUCAAUAUGCACUAUAGAGAAAAACUGUUACAAUUGAUAAGUUUUAUCUUUGUUACCAGGAAACGGUUUUACGACUCAGACAACUUCGCUUCUAUCGUGCCAAUGACGAGUGCUGAACUUGUGGUUUGGAGGAGAUAGACGAUGAGCCCACCUCGCAGAUUUUAGUGAAUUUAAUUUUAGUAAAAACUUAUUAGAGAUCUUUGUAUUUGUUGUAUAUGUGUUGAUUGCUAGAAAUACACUGAUCUUGCGACUCAAAUGGCACAGUUAUGUCAGUAUAGCACCUAUUCUAAACGUAUCGGAAAAGAAGUUAACCUUGUAUAGUCCUGAAUGGAAGUAUAGAAACAUAUUUGAGGUGACCAUGUCUUGAAGUGUCCCGUAGUGUUGCAAUUCAUUUGCUUAUCCUUCCCAUUUGUUGUUGAUAGUUUUAGGGUCAUUUCAUUGAAUUCUACGGUUACAUAAAUUUGUUAGUGUGUGUCCAUUUGUGUUUUCAUGUACUUUUCCGCCCAUGUUUAAAGUGAAAAUAGGACUACUCUUCAAAGGAAUGGGAAAAUUGUCUCUUCUACUCAUUUUCAAUUCUUUAUGUUUGGGGCUCAACAAUCACCAACACUCUGCACAAUAAAAUGGUCAUCCGCCGGUUAGGUAUUCAUUAUCCCAAGAGACUAGUUAGUUUACUGAGCGCAAAAUUUCGAAGCUGAUAAUAAUGUAGCAAGAGUUCGCUACUUAGCGACUUAUACAAAUAAGCAAAUGGUAUCCUAGAACAUCAGGAUUCAUUUUCUAACUUCAUCAGUGCAGUCCAACAUUUCUUCCUCGUCAGAAACCUUCUUCAUCUGAAGCAGCACUGAUGGAUCUCUCUUUUCCAGAUACCUAGAAAAAAAGUCGCAAAAAUCUGCAGGAAAUUUACCUCCUCCUUUUAAAAACCCUAAAAUCUCUUCAAAUUCGUCAUUGUCUCCUUUUUUCUUUAGAUAAUCAAGACAAGAAGCCACAAGGGUCAUACCAGGUCUGGACCGUGGAUUGGUACAUAAUCCCUUUUUUGUCAUCUUCACUGCAUCUUCCAUCUGGUUAAUUUUCCAAUAGCCUAACGCCAUAUAAUGCCAAGUGCUCGCAUUAGGUUCCUCUCCUCUCUCCAAGAUAUUGUUUACAAUUGACUCUGCUUCUUCCAUCAGGCCUUUCUUGCAAACUGCUGCCAAAACGAUGUUUGGAAUCUGUAUAUCAAAAAGUACAUUUUCGGAAAACCAUUCGUCCAGCAACUUUUCUGCACCAGCAGUAUCAUCCAAUUUCAACAGGGAACUAAUCAUACAAAUAUAACUCCUAUUAAGCCACUUUUUAGGUUUCUUGUGCAACUUCCAUAUGUGAUAUACCUCAUCUUUAUUACCCAUACUAGCAUAUUGAGUCAUAAUAACCUCAUAAGCAUGACCUACUUCGCGAGGUCUUAGACCUCUUCGUUCUCCAUCCUUGAUUUUAUGUUCACAUUUUUUUAGCAUAUUUGCUGCCUUGGCGAUCUCCCCAGCCUUUAGAUACACAUUUGCUGAGAUAGAGUAAGGGAUCCAGUCCAUAACCACAAGACUAUCGGCUUCCAUCUUCAUCAACAGUUUCUCCAUCCCCGUGACAUCACGUGUAGAUGCAUAUGCAUUCAACAGAAUAUUAUAUGUGAAGUUGUCAAAAUGCAUGCCCUUUUUCUCCAUUUCUUGCACUAGAGAAAUCAGUUUUAUCCGUUUCCCCAUCUGAGCGUAAAGAUCCAGCAUGUGGUUGUAGGACAAGUUUUCAGCAUAGCCCAACUCUCUCAUCUUCUGCAUGAUGGCCUCUGCUUUAUCCAAUAAUUUUUCCUGCACAUAACAAUUCAAAAGAGCACCAUAGAGAUGGGCAGCUUUCAAAUCAUUGGGCGUGAUCUCGAAAUACCUCUCUGCUUGCUCCAGACCAUGGACUUUGUAAAUCAGAUCCAGGUGUAUUGCUGCACUUCCAGAUGUGAAUUUUGAAUUAUUACCAAACCAUUCAGAAACCUACAGGAAAAAAUACAACACUAAGGUAACUGACACCCUGAGCAAUAAUAGUACCGCUUUCUGAAGCAUCUCAACAAAAGCGAAACAGAAAGCAACAAUGGCCAUCAGAAAGUUAUUCACCACCCAAGUUGAAAUUGCAAUAACAUUCUAAUAAUUAAAGAAACGAAUCGAUAUCACAGAGCAGAAACACCUAAAUAAUUAACCAGUUCAAAAAUGAACAAAAGAAUAGGCUCAAUAGCAACAAAACUGAUGAUCAAGGGAAGUCAUAUCUCAAUAUAAAACCAGGAGCCCAGUUCAAAGAAGGAAAAAAGAUAUAAUUUUUACUUGAGAAUUCAAACAAAAAUAGCGAAUAAAAAAAAAUGAAAAUCAUACCUCUAGGGCGUCAUCGUAACG
This is a messenger RNA of Oldenlandia corymbosa var. corymbosa, 4832 nucleotides long. The record is from the annotation of a GenBank genome assembly. Lineage: Eukaryota; Viridiplantae; Streptophyta; Magnoliopsida; Gentianales; Rubiaceae.